This is a messenger RNA of Dunckerocampus dactyliophorus (ringed pipefish), 5394 nucleotides long. RefSeq names its product potassium voltage-gated channel, subfamily H (eag-related), member 6a (gene kcnh6a). The record is from RefSeq and is a predicted model, not a curated record. Gene Ontology annotation, biological process: regulation of heart rate by cardiac conduction; membrane repolarization during action potential; potassium ion transmembrane transport. Gene Ontology annotation, cellular component: membrane. Gene Ontology annotation, molecular function: inward rectifier potassium channel activity. The transcript has 16 exons. Bases 427 to 4041 code for a protein of 1204 amino acids. Lineage: Eukaryota; Metazoa; Chordata; Actinopteri; Syngnathiformes; Syngnathidae.
GGGAGUAGACGUGAGCACAUUGUGGCUGUGUGGAGCUUCUUCCGAGCACUUUUUUUACGCAGCUUAAUGCAGAAUGUUGCCGUUUUCGAGCUAAACUCUCGAAAGUGUCGUUUUCUGACACUUUGGCAGCGUUUCUGUUUUUGAAAUUGCACCUGAAAUGGCGCGAACUGCACCCAAGUGUAUUUUGUAAUGCUAGUGUUAUUUCUGAGCGUGUGACAGCCAGCAUCCUCUGUCGCCCUGGCAACCAGCCUUCAUCUCCAUCAUCCUCCCGGCAGGCGGGCGGGCGGACGGGCAGCGUUCCUCAUCAGCUGCUUUGGAUGGGAAGCCCUCUCAUCGCCUCUCAUCGCUCUCCUCUUAAGACUUCUCAUCUUCUUCUCCUCAUUGCUAUUUUUCCUUCACUGGAGAGGUUGAUGCGCUGUCGUCAAGAUGCCUGUGAGACGCGGUCACGUCGCCCUCCAAAACACUUACCUGGACACCAUCAUCAGGAAAUUUGACGAGCAAAAUCGCAAGUUUGUGAUCGCCAACGCCCAGAUGAAGAACUGCGGCAUCAUCUACUGCAACGAGGGCUUCUGCCAGAUGUUCGGCUUCACCCGGGCCGAGAUCAUGCAGCAGCCCUGCACCUGCCAGUUCUUGGUGGGGCCCGGCACCAUGAAGAGCGCCCUGACUCAGCUGGCCCAGGCCCUGCUCGGCUCUGAGGAGCGCAAGGUGGAGAUCCUCUACUACGCCAAGGAAGGCACGUGCAGACCCUGCAUGGUGGACAUCGUCCCCGUCAAGAACGAGGAAGGCGAGGUCAUCAUGUUCAUCCUGGACUUCCAGGAGCUCGUGGACCCCUCGCUCAAGAAGUCGGGCCUGCGGCAACGAGUGAGCCAAGGAUGGGUCUACUGUCAGAAUCGCAGGUUGAAGAUGCGGCUGCCGGUGCUGCGCUCCGUGAGGCGUCCAUCGCUGUCCAAGGAUCAGUUUGAGGGGGUCAUUGUGGACUACCUGCAGCCCAAUAGUGAAGACGUCCCCCUGAAGGAGUUCCGCAUCCCGUCCAAGGAGAGCUGCAUGCAGUCAGAGACGGAGGCCCUCAUAGAACAGGACCUGGACCCCCCGUCCCCGGCCGCCCAGCCCUCCGCCAAGCGGCGCUCCCUGCUGACGGAGCGGCUAGACCCUGGCGUCCCCUUCCCCAGGGGGACCCUGCCCCGCAGUUGUUCACGGGACAGCGUCCGCAGCCUGAGACGCGCCUCCUCGCUGGAUGACAUCGACGGGAUGAAAGCGGAGUGGAGCGCUCGGCCCGGAGAAGCCCGGAAUAACAGCAAUCUGAAGCCGAGCGCUCUCAACUCCACGUCGGACUCGGACCUGAUGAGGCACAGAGCCAUCAGGAGCAUCCCCCAGGUGACCCUCACCUUCGGCUCCGACCGCAUGAGACCGCCCUCGCCCACCGAGAUCGAAAUCAUCGCCCCCAGCAAAGUCAAAGACCGCACCCAGAAUGUCACCGAGAAGGUCACCCAGGUCACACAGGUGUUGUCCCUGGGCGCCGACGUGCUUCCCGAGUACAAGCUCCAGGCCCCGCGUAUCCACAGGUGGACCAUCCUCCACUACAGCCCCUUCAAGGCGGUGUGGGACUGGCUCAUCCUGCUGCUGGUCAUCUACACGGCCAUCUUCACACCCUACUCCGCCGCCUUCCUCCUUAACGAGGUGGAGGAGGACCGCAGGAGGACGUGCGGCUACACCUGCAACCCCCUCAACGUGGUGGACCUGGUGGUGGACGUCAUGUUCAUUGUGGACAUCCUCAUCAACUUCAGGACCACCUACGUCAACCACAACGACGAGGUGGUCAGCCACCCCGGUCGCAUCGCCCAGCACUACUUCAAGGGAUGGUUCCUCAUCGACAUCGUGGCCGCCAUCCCCUUCGACCUUCUCAUCUUCCGCUCCGGCACCGAGGAGCCGCAGACCACCACUCUGAUCGGCCUGCUGAAGACGGCCAGGCUGCUGCGGUUGAUGCGGGUGGCCCGCAAGCUGGACCGCUACUCCGAGUACGGCACGGCCGUGCUCUUCCUCCUCAUGUGCACCUUCGCCCUCAUCGCACACUGGCUGGCGUGCAUCUGGUACGCCAUCGGCAACGUGGAGCGCACCGGCUCGGCCCGCAUCGGCGCCAUGAAGAUCGGCUGGCUGGACAACCUGGCCGAGCAGAUCGGCAAACAGUACAACGACAGCGACGUGGCCUCGGGGCCGUCCAUCAAGGACAAGUACGUCACGGCGCUCUACUUCACCUUCAGCAGCCUCACCAGCGUCGGCUUCGGCAACGUGUCGCCCAACACCAACCCCGAGAAGAUCUUCUCCAUCUGCGUCAUGCUCAUCGGCUCUCUCAUGUACGCCAGCAUCUUCGGGAACGUGUCGGCCAUCAUCCAGAGACUCUACUCGGGUACGGCCCGCUACCACACCCAGAUGCUGCGGGUCAAAGAGUUCAUCCGCUUCCACCAGAUCCCAGGAGGCCUGAGGCAGAGGCUGGAGGAGUACUUCCAACACGCCUGGUCCUACACCAACGGCAUCGACAUGAACGCUGUCUUGAAAGGUUUCCCCGAGUGCCUGCAGGCCGACAUCUGCCUCCACCUGAACCGCAGCCUGCUGCAGCAAUGCAAAGCUUUCCGGGGCGCCAACAAAGGGUGCCUGCGCGCUUUGGCCAUACGCUUCAAGACCACCCACGCUCCGCCCGGCGACACCCUGGUCCACAGCGGGGACAUUCUCACCGCCCUCUACUUCAUCUCCAGGGGCUCCAUUGAAAUAUUGCGUGAGGACGUGGUGAUCGCCAUACUGGGAAAGAACGACAUCUUCGGCGAGUCCCUCAGCCUGUGCGGCAGGCCCGGGAAAUCCAGCGCCGACGUACGGGCGUUGACCUACUGCGACCUUCACAAGAUCCUGAAGGACGACCUGCUGGAAGUUCUGGAGAUGUAUCCCGACUUUGCUGACUCCUUCUGGAACAACCUGGAGGUCACCUUUAACCUGACAGAUGCAGAUCGAGUAAACCAGACAACCCCGAGCAAGGACUCUGACUGUGACUACAGAACCACGAGGCACCGCCGAGGCUCCCCAAGACGUCGCAACAGACCCGACGGCAUGGACCGAGAGGAGCCCUACCCGGACCAGUCGUGUCCGAUGGCCAACCAUCACCGAGGCCCCCUGGCAGGGUCGCGCUGGGACGAGCGAUGCAGCAGCGACAGUUUCUCUUCCGAGUCCAGCGACGAGGAGAUAAAGCAUGUGAGACCCAGCAAGGCGGAGCUAUACCCCUCCUCUGGAGACACCAGAGACUACCCCCCAGCGGUCAUCAACCUCCUGCCUCACAGCAGACCCUCAGCCGGCAUUGGCAAGCCCGUAGACCUCGGAGGUCCACCGUACUCAGCAGCCGUUCCUGUCAGCAUGUCAGGCCUGUAUGGAUACUGGCCGGACCGCAGAGCCAGCCAGUUCUCUGAGACCCAGAGGCGCUCGUCAUCAGCCAGAAACAGUUUCCAUCCUCCCCCCUGUGCUGAGGAUCGGCCCAGUGAGCUGGAGUCCAGAUUGGAACUGCUGCAGUCUCAGUUAAAUCGGCUGGAGACCAGAAUGACAGCAGACAUCACCGUCAUCCUGCAGCUCCUCCAAAGGCAGAUGGCGCCCGUCCCCCCAGCCUACAGCGCCGUGUCGCCCGGCCCUCACCCGCCUCACCCCGCCACCCUAUAUGGCAGCGGGCCGCAGACCAUCCACACCGUUCCUGCAAUGCAGCCGGUCCAGAUGGACAGCACUGCCUCGCUGCUGCAGAGUCCAGACUCUGAUGUCAAGCACAAGUCCAAGGACUCGUUGUCCAGCGGGAUCCACGUCACGGUGGCCUCUGAUGACACCAUGUCAAUGUCCCCCGAGGCGGAACCUCCACGUCUGCCCUGUGUGGACCUCACACCUCCGCAGCUGGAGCCUCCGCCACUGCUGUGUGGCAGCCAGCGCUUCCCCUCCCUGCCCGAGCACCUGGAGACAUCCUCGCAGGUUCAGGAGAUCCAGAGGCACGUCUCGGACCCCGUCCUGCCCGGAAGCUAGAACACCACCACCAGGAAGCCUGGACUGUUGGACUUGUUCCACACGCUUCCUCCUCAUCUCCCUACCAAGGAGUAUCAAAGCCACACUGAAAAUGAAAAAAUAAUAAGUCAUAGUUUUAUGAUACUAUGAAAUAUUAUGAGAAGUUGCAAAAUAUUACAAAGAUUACGAGAAUAAACUUGAAAUAUUACAAUUUGUUGUUAGAAAAAUGACAUUUUACAAAAAAAGGUAAAAAUACUACAACAAUAAACUUAUUGUCAUAGUCAUUUUUGGGAAUAAAGGUGCAGAAUAAAGUGUUAACUUAAUGGAUCAUAAUUAGAGAGAGAUCAGGUCGCAAUAUUAUGACACUAAGUUGUCAAUGUGCAAGAAAAAAGAACAGUUAUGAGAAAGAAAUUGCCAUUUUUACAAGAGAUUUUUAAGUACACAAGUAAAGUAAUUUUGCAAGAAAAAGGUUUCUCUGCCAAUUGAGAUAUUGAAAGAUAAAGAUGUAAUUUUAUUUAUAAACUUUAAAGUAGUCCGAUACAAAAGUAAAUGUAGGUGAAAAGAUGUGUAGUGUCGAAAUGUACCCAAAUAAUGUUGAAAUAUUGUGAGAUAAAAGUUUUACAAAAAACAUUUACAGGAUAUAAGGAUCUUGUUAAGAUAGACUUUAGUCAAAGUUUCAAAGACUUUCCUUUUUCUUUCCUUACUCUACCAUCAUUAUCCUACUUUUUUCUUUUCAGUGUGGCCUGAAUACUGCUACACAUUCCCAAACUACCCUCAUAGGGACUCCACAGCGCCCCCAGUGGCUUCUCUGCGCCACUGUCCCUAUUUUGAUAAGCGACUCAACAGCGACCUCUGUGGCGGCUCUGCGCCAUUGUCCUUCCUUUCACCAUUGUUGCACCAAAAGAGAUUACUAUUCUAAAGAAGACACUAUUUGAUGAGCUGAAUGCCUUGAAAGGAAAAAAAUACACUUUUUUGCACAUUUAGAUGUCAAAGAUAGAUAAAUGUAGAGAAAUGUCACUUGUAGUAUAAAAAAUAAUGAGCGUGAAAAGUAUGGAUUUGCUGUUUUUGGUGAUUUUGGUGUCACACUGGAGAAGUCUUUGGUGGAAUCAUGACUUUCACCCCACCUCUCUGACGUAUUUCUUUUCUUCACGUUUUAAAUCGGAUUGGGAAGAAGUCACCUUCUACUGGUGGCACUUUGCUCUGUUUUCAUAAAGUGAUUGUUCACAGAUUUUUGACACUAGCGAGUGAAGGCGAUGGUCACUGUCUAUCAAAAGACGAGAGACGCUGCGUCCUUUGGAAUGACUUUUUAAAUGCGUUUAUAAUCCCGUGUAAAGCACAAACCCCUUCUGCUCUUUUUUUUUUUUUUUUUUUAGA